AUGAUCGGGUCCAAGUUCUGGGAAGUCAUCUCCGAUGAGCACGGCAUCGACCCCACGGGGGCCUACCACGGCGACUCCGACCUCCAGCUCGAGCGCAUUAACUGCUACUUCAAUGAGGCCACCGGCGGCCGCUACGUCCCGCGCGCCAUCCUCAUGGACCUCGAGCCCGGAACCAUGGACUCCGUGCGCGCCGGUCCCUUCGGGCAGCUCUUCCGGCCGGACAACUUCGUGUUCGGCCAGACGGGCGCGGGAAAUAACUGGGCCAAGGGCCACUACACCGAGGGCGCCGAGCUCAUCGACUCGGUGCUGGACGUCGUCCGCAAGGAGGCCGAGUCGUGCGACGCGCUGCAGGGCUUCCAGAUGACCCAUUCCAUGGGGGGCGGGACGGGCGCGGGCAUGGGCACCCUGCUCAUCUCGAAGAUCCGAGAAGAGUACCCGGACCGCGUCAUGUCCACCUACUCCGUCAUCCCGUCGCCCAAGGUGUCCGACACCGUCGUCGAGCCCUACAAUGCCACCCUCUCCGUGCACCAGCUCGUCGAGAACGCCGACCAGUGCUUCAUGCUCGACAACGAGGCCCUGUACGACAUCUGCUUCCGAACCCUCAAGCUCACCACGCCCACCUACGGUGACCUGAACCACCUGGUGUCGGCCGCCAUCUGCGGUACUACCUGCUCCCUCCGCUUCCCCGGGCAGCUCAACUGCGACCUCCGAAAGCUGGCGGUCAACAUGGUGCCGUUCCCCCGCCUGCACUUUUUCAUGAUCGGCUUUGCUCCCCUCACCAGCCGCGGCUCGCAGCAGUACCGCGCCCUGACCGUCCCCGAGCUGACCCAGCAGUGCUUCGACUCGAAGAACAUGAUGUGCGCCGCCGACCCUCGCCACGGGCGAUACCUGACCUGCGCCGUGAUGUUCCGAGGGCGGAUGUCCACAAAGGAGGUCGACGAACAGAUGCUGAACGUCGUGAACAAGAACUCGUCGUACUUCGUGGAGUGGAUCCCCAACAACGUCAAGGCCUCCAUCUGCGACAUCCCACCGAAGGGGCUCAAGAUGUCCACCACCUUCGUGGGCAACACCACCGCCAUCCAGGAGGUUUGGAAGCGUGUGGCGGAGCAGUUCACGGCCAUGUUCCGGCGAAAGGCCUUCCUCCACUGGUACACCGGCGAGGGCAUGGACGAGAUGGAGUUCACGGAGGCCGAGUCCAACAUGAACGACCUGGUGUCCGAGUACCAGCAGUACCAGGACGCCACCGCGGAAGAGGAGGGAGAGUUCGACGAGGACGAAGAACUCGACGAUGCCAUGGGAUAAAACUAACAGCAUAGAUCCAUCGCCCUCCGUGUUUAUCUGAACGACGAUAACUCAUUGCUAGGAGAAUCUUCCCGUAUUCGGAACGAUCUGAACACACGGGCGAGGUUGAUCCACCAACAGUAGAUUUGGGUGAAAAUGGUUUGUGGUCGUGAGCUCUCUCGUUCAUUGUUUUUCAACGGGAUAAUGAUCUUUUUUUUCCGAGACGGUGGUAGCCUAGGUAUUAGUUCACUAUGGGCUACCCCGACCCCAUGUUGUGAUCCGAUACGUAGUACAUAGAAGCAUUGAUUGGGUGUGCUGUUCAUUUUCUUUGCCGUUCGAGAGCGUUUGGGUGUCCUUUGUUUUUCAUCAGCUGCUCGCCGCGUGCUGGUGGCGGCCGCGCGAGCAACACAACGGUUGCCGUUUUUCGACGAAGCGAUGUCGCGCCAGCUGUCGUACGACGUUCGUUGGUGUCGUGCGAGCAUGCAAGCACCACGAUACAUAGCUGUGUAAAAGGAACCGGCGCACUCGCUUUUGCGUGGUAGCCGGUGGUGGUAGACUAGGAUGUUUGUUCCCCUAGAAGAGGUGGCCAUAGCGCAAUGAAAGUGCUUUUUCCCACAGCGAUACGAUAUCUGACAACAGGCUAAGAUGGUCGCUGUGAGCCUACGUGCAGUCUGCUGACGGGCGAUUGGUGACGUGCGUGUGCUAGGGAAUGGCACACGCCGUGGUCCCCUUAAUACCGUACGUAGGAAAACGGCGUUUACGGCGAGUAUGGUAUUUCUUCAUUUACUCAACGAUUUUUUUUUAUGUCCGGCAUAGCUUUUUCUGGAUGAUAUUGGCACGCAACAGGCGUUACAAAAGCGAAGGGUAGACGUGUCUGUCUGUCGUGUUGGUCUUGGUUUACGCGUAUCCAGCCUUACGCGACCGGCGUGGGUGUACCGGAAGCGGGCGUGUCGCAACAAAGUGGUUCCAGGACAACCAGUACAAGGUCGGAAGGUCGCGUCUGCUGUGAGUUGGUUCUUGAUCGUGAGUUCGAUGACACACAGACGGGCGUUCGCGAUAUUGGUUGCGGGGGUUGGAACUAUUUUGUUGCGCACGUCUUUGCGGUGGUAUCGCUUGACGGGCGUGAGUAUCCCGUGUCUUGGUGUGAUGGAUGACGACAGGAUACCCGUCUGCAUCGCCCCGUAUUGGGAUUUUAGUGUUUUUUGGGGAUGAAAAAUUGAAUCGGUGACGCCCGGAAGAUUCUUGACUGGCUUGCUCGACUCUU
Ectocarpus sp. CCAP 1310/34 is the source of this 2545-nucleotide messenger RNA. NCBI's taxonomy places the organism in Eukaryota, Phaeophyceae, Ectocarpales, Ectocarpaceae. The record is from the annotation of a GenBank genome assembly.